Nicotiana tabacum (common tobacco) is the source of this 741-nucleotide messenger RNA. RefSeq lists its product as uncharacterized. The record is from RefSeq and is a predicted model, not a curated record. NCBI's taxonomy places the organism in Eukaryota, Viridiplantae, Streptophyta, Magnoliopsida, Solanales, Solanaceae.
AUGAUCCUUUCAUCGCCUGAUCCUAUGGAUGAGGACUGCGUACCAUUGGUUAUUUACGGGCCCCACCAGCGACUCGUAUUCUGCAGGAGGCUUGCCAUAGCUGAAGCCAAUCCGUGGACUGCACUCGAUGGUCCCUUACACGAGUACACUCAAAUUGUGCUCCAUAGUGGAAAGAAACUAUUUUUUGCUCUCACCCAAGAUAAGGAGCUUGAAGCUAGGGAUCUCCACAAUGAUCCAACUAAGAGGUUUCUCAUUCGGAUUGAAGAUAUAGGCUGCAGUGAUGAUUGGCCCUAUUCUUCUGCGGAUGAAACUGAGCUAGAGUGCAAGUCAUGCUACUACAAUGCUGAGCGUGAAUAUCCUUAUAAGACUCAAACUUUUGAUGUUUUCAAGCUUGAUUUUAUAGACCAUGAUCAAGUGGAGCUUCAAUACUUGCAGGGUAACCUUGCCAAUAGUGCAUUCUUCAUGGGCUCCAAUCCCGGCUUUGCUCUCUCGACCACCAUGUUCCCAGAAUUAAGGCCCAAUUCUAUUUACUUUACAGAUGAUCUAACUUAUGCUUACAUAUUUAGGGAGGAGCCUAAUUGUGGAGGUCAUGAUUUGGGGAUUUAUGACUAUAAAAAAGGAAGCUUUUUAUGCUGUUACUACCCUGUCGAUGUAGACAAGAUGCAGGGGAUUCUACCAGCUCCUAUUUGGUUCACCCCUAAUGUUGAUGCAACAUGCUUGGCCUCCACUUUAGGUCUCUAA